AUGUCCAGAGUCGAGGCUUUCAGGGACACAAACCAUCAUGCCAAGCUGAGAGAGUUGCGUACCGACAUUGCUAUGGCUGUGGAUGACCCUUUCCCUCUUGUUUAUGGGUUGGCUGAUAAAAACAUCAUCACUGACCAGCUUCUAAAGGACACACUGGAGAGGCAGGGUAGAGAAGGGAUCCACAAGGCCAUGUAUUCCCUCCUGUCCUGGGUCCUGGAGCAGAGCAGAUCCACGAUCCAGGCCUUCUGGAGCAGCUUGACCAAAGACUACAACUUGGACAGCUACCCCAAGCUGCAGGCCCUGCUCUCUAACCUGCAGUCUGGAAGUGAUUCUGUAGUGUCCAGAAAUGGGAAGAGGUCCCCAGGAGCCGUGAAAGCACCUCACAACAAGAAGAGGAGCCGGGAUGACAGGCUGGCAGCCUCCCACCAUUACCAUUCGCUGUACCACGCAAAAACCAACAAUGGACCAGGCAGUAAAAUGAAAUUGUACAGAGUAAAGAGUGAAGCUCCAGUCCCUCAACUACCAUCGGAAAAUGGUGUGCAGGCGGUGUGCUCAUCAGUCCACAGAGCCGCCACCCUGUCCUCCUCCUCUGCCUCCUCCACUGAGCUACCAGUCAGCCAUGAAGUCAGAGAGGAGAUCCAUAUCAAGCAAUUAUUUGGCCCUGAUGGGAGUGCUAAAAAGUGCAUUAAGGUGGGAGGGGAGUAUUGCUCCUCUGGUCCAUUAGAGGAGACAAAAGGAACAACCGCGUCCAAAGCUGCUCAGACCUUGUUGAACCACCAGGGGGAGACAAACUCCGGCAUGAUGGAGGUUACAGGGUCCAUGUAUGUGUAUGUCUGUGUCCAUGUCUAUGUGCACGUGUGUGUUCAGGUUCACAGUAAUGAUGACGAGUGUGCAGUGUGCAAGGAUGGAGGGGAGCUGAUAUGCUGUGACGGUUGUCCUCAAGCCUUUCACCUGACGUGUCUAGACCCCCCACUCACAUGCAUACCAAGUGGCUCUUGGCAGUGUCAGUGGUGCCACAGCAAAAACAUCAAGCAGGAGAAAGCAGAGCUAUCUUUGCAACCUCAGCAAAAAAACACCAACUCCAGCAACUCCACCAUAGACAUCUUCUUCUCCUCGCUGUCAUCUUCCGCUCUGUCCAGCAUCAAAACAGCUAAGAAUGGCCCGAGUAGCAGAAGCCAGUGCUCAGGUGGAGAGAUGGUCAGUGUGAGGGAGGUGUGUGGUGUUUGCCAUGUUGGUGGUGGAGACCUGGCUCACUGUCUGCAGUGUUUACAGAGCUACCAUGUACACUGCCACUUCUCCAAGGGCAAAUCCAUCUGCUCGUCCUGCUCCAGGCCCUGGAGCAGCUCUGCAGAGAAGGAGGCUGAAUCCAGAGUCGCACAGCUCUCCCAGGUGGUUCAGAGUGUACACAGUCAUGAGCAGACCCCCUCUCUUCCUGAGCCCGUCCUCCACAAGGAUGAACUCGAUUCCAUCCUGGGAGAGCCGAGCUCCAUUGACGGACUCUUGCAGUGGGCUUUCCACAACAUCUCGAGGCCUCACCUGGAUGCUCAGGGAUAUUACCAGUGA
Messenger RNA from Myripristis murdjan (pinecone soldierfish), 1563 nucleotides. RefSeq names its product autoimmune regulator (gene aire). Gene Ontology annotation, molecular function: DNA-binding transcription factor activity, RNA polymerase II-specific; DNA binding; translation regulator activity. Lineage: Eukaryota; Metazoa; Chordata; Actinopteri; Holocentriformes; Holocentridae. The record is from RefSeq and is a predicted model, not a curated record. Gene Ontology annotation, cellular component: cytoplasm; nucleus. Bases 1 to 1563 code for a protein of 520 amino acids. Gene Ontology annotation, biological process: humoral immune response; regulation of transcription by RNA polymerase II. The transcript is spliced from 13 exons.